This is a messenger RNA of Colius striatus (speckled mousebird), 1036 nucleotides long. It is a transcript of the gene TMEM14A, whose product is annotated as transmembrane protein 14A. Gene Ontology annotation, biological process: regulation of heme biosynthetic process. The record is from RefSeq and is a predicted model, not a curated record. The coding region runs from base 175 to 480 and encodes 101 amino acids. The transcript is spliced from 5 exons. Lineage: Eukaryota; Metazoa; Chordata; Aves; Coliiformes; Coliidae. Gene Ontology annotation, cellular component: mitochondrial membrane.
CCGCCCUCAUGGCGGCACACGCCCGCCUCUCGCCUCGCCUCGGCGCGGGCCGCCCGACGCGCAUAAGCCUCGCAGAGGCUGUCGGCGCUGAGGCGGAGCCACGGUGUCCGGGAGGCGCGGCCGGUGGAGGUCGGAGGGCGGCGGGGCGGGCGCGGCGGCACGAGAGCUGGGACCAUGGCUAUUGACUGGAUUGGUUUUGCGUAUGCUGCAAUGCUGGCUGUUGGAGGUGUGGUAGGAUACACUCGUAAAGGUAGUAAAAUCUCUUUAGCUGCUGGUCUCACCUUUGGUUCUGUGGCUGGUUACGGAGCUUACUGCAUAACACGCGACCCGAAAAAUGUGAAGAUAUCACUGUUUUCAGCUUUUCUUUUGACCAUUAUAAUGGGAAUGAGGUUCAAGAGGUCCAAGAAAUUAAUGCCAGCCGGACUGGUAGCGUGCCUGAGCCUUUUGAUGAUUUUGAGGCUUGUUUUUAUGAUGCUGUAGGAGACUUUAUUAAGGACCGAAGGACAACUGCCACAGCCACUGAACAAACAGGCAAGCUCUCCAUACUUGAUACUUUGAACACAAGUCUUACAUUGCAUUUCCCUUUUCUGUACAAGAUCUGGACCUGUUAUUUGAUUCCUGACAUUUGCUGGUAUUUUGCAAGCCUUUUUCAAAAACUACAACAAGUAUUUUCUUGAUUAUGUAUUUUGAUCUACUUAAACUGUCUGUUAACUCGAGGGAUCUUUCUGUGUGUAUCUGAUCUUUCAGAAGUGCUGAGCCUCCCAAGGAACUGAUUUAAUCUUUCACGGUAGCCCAGAGGGAAUAUAUAUAUAUAAAUACCUGUUAAUGCUAAAAAGGUGCAGCCUGUACUGAACCAUAAUUUUGUAGUUUCUUAGAUUAAGUAAUCCUGCUGUCGAUUACAAAUCCAUAAAGGCUCAUGUAUGGACUGUGCUGCACUGGAACUCCCCCUUCCUUUCAAUCACAUGUUCUUGUUCUGCUGCUUCUAAAUGUAAAAAAAAACAUUUUCAGUGUUCAAAUAAAAUGGAAAUUAUUCAAA